Molecule: messenger RNA, 1071 nt
Organism: Prunus avium (sweet cherry)
Lineage: Eukaryota; Viridiplantae; Streptophyta; Magnoliopsida; Rosales; Rosaceae
Source: RefSeq, a predicted model, not a curated record
AUGCAGAGCAACCAUGGGGAUCGACCCUUGGGAGUUGAGGAGGAAGUUAACCAGCGGCGCUCAAGGCACCGAAGACAUCGACCCGAGCCACCAGAGGAUGUUGAGAAGUUAGUGAAUGACCGACUCCAAGGUCUCCAACUUAAAGGAAGCACGGAGGAGGCCCUGUGCAAGGAAAUUGAUCGAGUCGACUGCUCGCCCUUUACCAACGAGGUGGAAUGGGCUCUACCGCCGAAGCGGUUCACAACGCCAUCCAUCACUCCAUUCAAGGGAGACUCUGACCCUGAGAGCCAUUUGAGGCACUUCAAGAGCGCCAUGAUCCUGUACAAGGCAAACGACACCCUGAUGUGCAAAGUGUUCACGAUGACUCUGCGAGGAGCAACUCAAGACUGGUUCCACACUCUACCGUCCGCGUCGAUAGGCAACUUCAAGGAGUUCACCCUCAUCUUCACAAAGGAGUACACCUCCUACAAGACGGUCAGAAAGCAUGCAAACCACUUGUUCAACCUGCGCAAGAAACCACAGACGGAAGUCUUCGCAACGGCAGAGCGCUACACACUUUGGGACGAUGACCGAAUUGCCGCAAAGAAAGACAGCAAGCAAGCUAAUCACCCGAUAAGGCAGGCAAGCCAAAAGAGCAACAAGUUCGAGCACAAAGCCUUAGACAAGCGCAGAUCGCGACCCCAAGAGGGAGGCUUGGAAAUAGGAACCUUUAUUGAGUUCACUAUCCCGAUCCACCAGAUCCUGGCACAAGUGAAGGACAAGCCGUGGGUGAGAAGACCGCCACCCCUGAGGGGAGACCCCUCUAGGAGGGACACUAGUAAAUACUGCGCAUUCCACGGGGAGCACGGUCAUUACACAAACAACUGCAAUGCCUGGAAAAGGCACCUUGAGGAGUUGGUCAAAGAUGGCCAUUGCACAGAAUUCGUCUCAAAGAAGGCCAUCCAGCAGAUCGAGGAUCGUGAUGCGGCUGCCAAGGAACCUCCCCAAAAGGUCAUACGGAUCAACACCAUUCUAGCUGACUCCCAGGAGUCCGGGCUGACCACCAAGGAGCGCAAGAGAAAGAUCGCGUAG